Messenger RNA from Heteronotia binoei (common prickly gecko), 684 nucleotides. It is a transcript of the gene NDUFC2, whose product is annotated as NADH:ubiquinone oxidoreductase subunit C2. Lineage: Eukaryota; Metazoa; Chordata; Lepidosauria; Squamata; Gekkonidae. The transcript has 3 exons. The coding region runs from base 162 to 509 and encodes 115 amino acids. Gene Ontology annotation, biological process: mitochondrial electron transport, NADH to ubiquinone. The record is from RefSeq and is a predicted model, not a curated record. Gene Ontology annotation, cellular component: mitochondrial inner membrane.
GGGGGGGAACCAAAGAGCCCCGGAACCUUCGUGCUGGCGAAGGGGGACGAUGUUGAAAAACGGACCGCAGCUUGCCCUUGGGCUCCAGCCGCAGCGGCCUUGUGCAGCGCCGUAUCUCUUCCGGGCGGGCGCCGCUCUGCAGGCCUCAGACUCCGGGCGCCAUGAGCUACCAGCUGCAUUUGGCGCUGCCGGACGAAGCCCGCUCGCUGCCGCCCCCGCCGCUCCUCAACUUCGGCUCCCUCUGGAUGGGCUUCAUUGGCUGGGCGUCCGCCUUGACCUACAACGGCAUACUGCGCAGGCCCAUCCUGGCCACGGGCAUCCACCGACAGCUCCUUUAUGCUUCCGUGGGAUUUUACAUCGGCCAUUAUUUGACAAGGCGAGCCGCUUAUUACCAUGCGAAAAGGGACCGAGACAUGUUCGAGUACAUCGAGCGGCAUCCCGAGGAUUUUAAGGACAAGGAAAAGAAAACCAUGGCCGAAGUUCUGGAGAACUUCUACCCCAUUCGCUGAAGUCUUGGCAAACAGCUACAGUGACUCAUUCAGCCACACCCCUCUCUGAGUACUUCCCAUGCCCCCCCCCCCCCCCCCGGCCUGUGGAUUUGCAGAGAAUGUAUCUCACCAUACAGGAAGAGUACCUGAUUGAAACAUGAAGACCAUCAUUGGGUCAAUAAAAUGACAAACAGAA